This is a messenger RNA of Oncorhynchus kisutch (coho salmon), 1598 nucleotides long. Its product is annotated as fibroblast growth factor 20. Gene Ontology annotation, molecular function: growth factor activity. The record is from RefSeq and is a predicted model, not a curated record. Lineage: Eukaryota; Metazoa; Chordata; Actinopteri; Salmoniformes; Salmonidae.
AUGGGGGCAGUGGGCGAGGUGGGUACAUUUUCCUUGCACGGCCUGGAUAGCUUCGGACACGGAUCACUUGUCCUGACGCCCGCUGGGGACACCCGGAUGAUGAGCGAGCACCUGGUGUCGGCCGAGAGGUUGUCGCGGAGCACGCCGUCGGAUCUGACGCAUCUGAAGGGGAUUCUACGGAGGAGGCAGCUGUACUGCAGGACCGGGUUCCACCUCGAGAUAGAUACGCCCGAUGGCACAGUGCAAGGCACCAGGAAAGACCAUAGCAGAUUUGGUAUUUUGGAGUUCAUCAGCUUGGCUGUGGGGAUGGUGAGCAUCCGUGGGGUGGACAGUGGAUUAUACCUGGGCAUGAACAGCAAGGGAGACCUCUACGGCUCUGAGAAGCUGACAGCCGAGUGCGUGUUCCGGGAGCAGUUUGAGGAGAACUGGUACAACACGUACUCAUCCAACCUCUACAGACACGGUGACCGGGGAGCGCACUACUUCGUGGCGCUCAACAAGGACGGCACGUCCAGGGACGGCGCCCGCUCCCGGCGACACCAGCGCUUCACCCACUUCCUGCCCAGGCCCGUAGAUCCCGACCGUGUACCCGAACUCUACAGAGAGGUCCUGGGCCACAGCUGAGACCCGGUGGGAGUGUGUUGGUCCCUGCGGCGCUACACACCCAGCACACUGCACCGUGACUCUCAGUACUCUCCUAUGAAGGGUCUGCAUAUCGUCAGUCUCCCUAUGGCUUCCUAUGGAAACAAAAUGGAGGAAAGGUCGCUUGGGGGCAGUGGGGUGGAUAGCAAAUAUGUGUGAAGCCUGGCCUUGCGGUCCCCGAAAAUGGGUCAAGGCCAGUGCAGCCCCAGGAGAAAGGAGUACAGGUGUUUAAUAGGGGCUUUUUGGCCAAAAGAGAGGCUGGCCUGGUGGCCAUCUUUGUUUUGAGCAUCGUGUUGGAAGGUGAAGGGAUCACCUCCAGAGCUGCUGAUGUCAUCUUUCCGGAUGGUUCUUCUUCACCACCCCCUGAGUGGCUUCUGACAUUCUGAUUGGUCAGUCUAUUUGUAGUGAAAUGGGAGUAGGAGAAGAAGAGUGGAUGGUCCUCCAGCGGAGUGUAGACUUUGUGUUCUUCUGUGGUACCCCAAGGUGGACUGUUUUGACGAAACACUCUAGAAGAUUUGUGAAGGAAUUCUGUUCUGAACCUUCCGUAACUGCAUUCUAUUCCCUGACACGAGCAUGGACGAGAAAAAAAGACUUACAAAAUAACCUUAGCCUGUUUCAGUUUUUUUAAUUUAUGCAUUUUUCUGGGACAUAUAUUUAUUUUAUAUAUUUAUUUAUUUUGAGAAUAUAUUUUUUACAGGUAUAUAUAACAUAUUAAAAAUAAGCCAUCAGAGAUGUAUUUUGUGCCACUGUGUAAAGCACUGCAUUUGACAUGUCCUUUCAAACUGACUGAAGAAAUAUUUUCCUAGGAGUUUUUAUUUAGACAAUGGUUGUGUAAGGCCGCGUUGCCACUAUUCCCGAGCUUGUCAUCAUCGGGGGCGUCCAUGUUUCUCUUAUGUCAUCAGAAAGAGCCAGAGUUCCACUGGGUUCCAGUGAGGAAUAAACCUGUUAACACUUCA